UAAUGCUACUCAAAGUAGGAAACGAGUUGGGCUUUAACCAAACAGGCCCCCUGAGAUUUUCGACAUUUGGGGGAAGGGUUUUUGCUUCGGCUUCAGCUCUCUUCACAAAAACCAGUGAACAGCUCCAUCCUACAGUCUCUGUAGCCGCACCAGUCGUCGAAGAAGAAGAAGAAGAAACAGAGCAACUUCUUCUUCUUCUUCUUUAUUCGUAGUCGAACUUCUAUCCGGUCCGAACCGGAUCGAUAGAUAAAACCGAACAAUGGCCACACUCGUCCCUCCCAUGGCCGCGCCGCCGCCGCCCGUGAUCCAGCCGGAGAAAGUCGAUUACCUGAACCUACCCUGCCCUAUUCCAUACGAAGAAAUCCAACGCGAAGCUCUCAUCUCCUUAAAGCCAGAACUGUUCGAGGGGAUGCGCUUUGAUUUUACCAAAGGACUCAGUCCGAGAUUCUCACUAAGUCACAGUGUAUUCAUGGGACCUACUGAGAUUCCUUCUCAGUCUCCUGAGGCCAUUAAGAUUCCAACUGCUCACUAUGAAUUUGGUGCUAACUUCAUGGACCCAAAGUUAAUGCUUUUUGGGAGAAUAAUGACAGAUGGGAGGCUGAAUGCACGAUUGAAGUGUGAUUUGUCUGAAAAUUUAACUCUGAAGGCAAAUGCUCAACUUACAAAUGAGCCACAUAUGUCGCAUGGCAUGUUCAAUUUUGAUUACAAGGGCAAAGACUAUAGGACUCAAUUUCAACUAGGGAAUGGUGCCUUAUUUGGAGCCAGUUACAUACAGAGUGUGACCCCGCAUUUAUCUUUGGGUGGUGAAGUAUUUUGGGCUGGUCAGCACAGGAAGUCGGGUAUUGGUUAUGCUGCUCGAUACAACACAGAUAAGAUGGUUUCCACUGCGCAAGUUGCAAGCACUGGAAUGGUUGCCUUGAGCUAUGUUCAAAAAGUAUCCGAAAAGGUUUCUUUGGCAUCAGAAUUCAUGUACAACUACCUGUCAAGGGAUGUCACGUCAAGCUUUGGCUAUGAUUACAUUCUCCGACAGUGCCGUCUUAGGGGAAAGAUUGAUUCCAAUGGCUGCACAUCUGCUUUUCUGGAAGAGCGGUUGAACAUGGGUCUUAAUUUUAUUCUUUCUGCUGAGAUAGAUCACAGGAAGAAAGACUAUAAAUUUGGGUUUGGGUUGACAGUUGGAGAAUAGGAUAGAAGGCUGGAAUGCUAUUCUCAAUUGGAUUAAAGCUCAUCAAUGUAAGUCACUCUGCACUGCAUUGAGUGUUGAUUAUUUUGUUCUGAUGUAGAUCAAAGAACCAGUUUUUUAUUUUAUCUGGAGUUGUCAUUAUUUGUGGGGCAGUACCAGCUGCUGCGACAAUUUUUAGCAUCCCUACAAGCUUUUUUUUUUUGCAACUUGGAACUUCUAUUUGUUUUCCCCAUUCAAGGCUGUAGAAUUCGUUAGAAUGGAAAUUGAGCUAUUUAUAAUUGAUGUCGGUUGCAUCAUUGUUAGGCCAGUUUACCAUCAGUAGCAUGUAUGAAAUGUCAAUAGUGGUGGAAGAAAGAUGUGGGAAACUAGAAAUUGCAACACUAAUAAAUUACCAGUCUCUGGCUGUUUCCCUGA
Messenger RNA from Rhododendron vialii, 1594 nucleotides. Its product is annotated as mitochondrial import receptor subunit TOM40-1-like. Lineage: Eukaryota; Viridiplantae; Streptophyta; Magnoliopsida; Ericales; Ericaceae. Bases 260 to 1183 code for a protein of 307 amino acids. Gene Ontology annotation, molecular function: transmembrane protein transporter activity. Gene Ontology annotation, cellular component: mitochondrial outer membrane translocase complex; mitochondrial outer membrane. Gene Ontology annotation, biological process: protein import into mitochondrial matrix. The record is from RefSeq and is a predicted model, not a curated record. The transcript is spliced from 11 exons.